UUAUUAGUGAAUUUCACCAAAUGAUAUACGUUCUCUGCUUUAUAACCACCUUUUUACAACAACAACCAUUGUUUAAAAAGAUGAUAUAUUAUUGUAAUUGAUCAAUGUAAUUCCAGAAAUCAUUAUUAAGUUGGUUAUAAAUCGAACAAUCCUUUGUAAAUCAGCUGAUAAGAGGAUUGAACAGAAAAAUUGCGAAAACGAGUGGAUGUUAUCAAGUUUCGAAGGAGGGAGAAGAUAUUUUCUUUUCGAGUGUGUGUCUGUUAAAUUAUGUCUGGACUAGUGCAUUUGGCGAGAUUUUGUAGCAAGCAGCAACAAAUAACAUCAACAAAUAGACGAUUCUCCAGCAUAGUGAGAACCACUUCUGGCAUACUUAAAGCGCAUGGACAACGUAGAUUACCUGUUCAUUUGAAUUAACAAACUUCGUGAACAACAACAUACAAAGUAUUUAAAAUAAAAAUAACAAAACUAUUAAGUCAGUAACAAUCUACAUUCGAACACUGUUUGCUGUCACACACAAUUGGUACAAAAUUUACAGAAAAAAAGUAGUUCUAACUAUUCAUAAGUAUUGUAAACGGGAUCAUGGGUCGCACAGGCCGCGCAAGGCAACGCAAUAAACGUAUUCGUUCAAUGCAAAAUGCCACAGAAAGCCACUUAAAUCCUUUACUAUAUGAGAUGAGAAGGCUGGGUUGGCACAAUCCAAGUCGGUUAACGGCACGUGACUUUCCAAUUACUGGUCGGGGUGUUUGUUCGAAAGUACAAAAAUUCUCUGAUGGCGAUAAACUUAUAAAACUACCCCUGAAAUGUUUGGUUACAAUAUCAACACUGGAAGAAGCUGCCCACUUUAAAUCACAAUUUGAUGUUACAAAAUUCCACAAAGAUCGCAAAAUAUCAUUUCAAUCAUUAUUAGCGUUAUAUAUACUACACGAGAAACAUCUGAAAGAAGCUUCACAUAUUAGCGCUUACAUAAACACCAUACCUAAACAAUUUAGCACACCUUAUUUUUGCCCGAUUGCUGAGCUGCAACGUUUGCCUAAGGAAAUUUUGGAGAAGACAGUUGAGCAACAUCGCCUUAUUCGUGAAAAUUACGCCAACCUAAAGAGUGUUUUCCAUAGAAACAAAUGUUGUUAUUGCAAUCAGCUGUAUUUUGAUGAAAUCUAUACGCUGGAUGCAUUCAAGUGGGCUUAUUUUGCUGUAAACACACGAAGUGUUUUUGUAUUCAGUCGCCAAGUCAAACCAGACAAAUGCUUUUUUCAACUGCUACUCGAUGACGAGCCAAAUAUGGCAUUAGCUCCAUUUCUUGACCUCCUCAAUCAUUCAGAUGAAGUAACUACAAAGGCCGAACUCAUACCAACGGGGCCAAAAAAGCAAUUGGAAUACGUUGUGACAUUACAGAGGGAGAGCGACGCUUCUGCAAUUUCACCACGUUCACAACUGUUUAUAAGUUAUGGCACCUAUUCAAAUUUUGAAUUACUCAUCGAAUACGGUUUUUUCAUACCUAAAAAUCAACACGAUUAUUUUAGUUUUUUGCUAACCGAUAUUGAGGAUUUUCUGAAACACGACAAAACGUACAGCAAUUUAAUUUUGCAUCGCAACAAAUUUGCCUUUAUACGCCACCACAAUUUGCACGACGAAAUGUUUGUGCACUUGCUUGAUGGCGUUUCGCACAAUUUAUGUGUUGUACUGCAUUUGCUUGUACACGAGCAGAGUGUAUACCCGAAUGUGCUUAAUGAAGUGGCUUUUGGUGCGGCUGAGAGAUUGGCCAAUGUCGAGAAUGAAGUGCGUUCACUUGUGGCUUAUAAAAUAAACACUUAUAGAACAUUUUUGAUUGAUUUCGAAAAACUCACCACACUUAGCGAAAGCGGAAAAGUAGCGAAAAGCUAUAUGGAAGAGUGCAUACGUUACCUUGAAGAUUAUUUAAAUAGUAUAUGAAGUAGAGUAGAAGUUAAGCCGAAAAUAUACACACUGUAUAUUAAUUUUAAAUAAAAUUAUUUCUUUUUUAAUAUUGAAACA
Bactrocera oleae (olive fruit fly) is the source of this 2010-nucleotide messenger RNA. The record is from RefSeq and is a predicted model, not a curated record. Lineage: Eukaryota; Metazoa; Arthropoda; Insecta; Diptera; Tephritidae.